CAUCUCGUGCAGAAACACUUCAGAGCUAGUAAUGUUGGAGAUGGAGAUCCCUUUGCUAAACUGUUGCAGAAAUUUAGAUGCGACAAAGUCUGAGCUUCAUGGCUGUAGUAUCAUUAAUGUGGUUUUGUUGCAGCCAGCUGGUGAAAGGUGUGAUCAAGUCAUGGUUGAGUUGCAGCUUCUGCGUGCAGUUUAUCGAGCUGGUGCUAUCCCAAGUGUAACUGCAGGAAAACUUCUUGAAUUGUCUUUGGUGCUGAUGUUGUCCUGGAGUGUGGGAGAGUCCCAUGCUUUAAGUCUUCUGGUAUCAGCCAUAUCUGAGUUGACGCUGGAUCAUGCUGCUUUGUGGUUGCCGAAAUGUUGGACAUCUAAUAGAACUGCAAAAAGACUCCUUGAAAUGGUUUAUGUUUACGUAGCAGUAAUGUUGCUGUCCAACAUGGCCUGCCUAAACUGGUGAAAGAUUUUUUGCAUCGAGUUAUGCCGUUGCUGUUCCUUGGUGCCGGACUGCUGGUGUUGUGCACAAAAGUUACAUCCAGUUUUAAUUGUUAUUUGUGUCUAUGCAAUUAACCGUUUAUAUGUUGAAAAGGAACAGAAAAGUUCCUUGGUGUUGAAUCGCUGGUGUUGUGCUGCAUAAGUUACAUCCAGUAUUUUGUCUAAUUGCUAUUUGCGUCUAUGAAGUUAACCGUAUGUUGAGAAGGAAAAAAUAGUAAUACGGGGAAUUUUUACGUUUAACAAAUAAUAAACAUGCCUUCACGAUUGGGAAAUCAGCGAGGAGGAGAUUGAGGGGUGAGGUUGGCAAUUGAUUUUCAUUGACUAGAAGAAGUGGUUUGUUUUAAUAAGGUAGAAAUAAAAUCUUUAUCUAUCACAUCUAUAUACCUACCUAUGUAACCACUUCUAUUCCUCAAACCCCAUGAUCUCCACCAACUUCCAUUCCUUAAACCCCCAUUUCCCCACAAAUGUCAAUUAACUGUAAUAUGUAAAUAUUAUUGUUGAAAAAAUGUAUCGGCCUUA
This is a messenger RNA of Daphnia pulicaria, 1005 nucleotides long. RefSeq lists its product as uncharacterized. The transcript has 5 exons. The coding region runs from base 32 to 451 and encodes 139 amino acids. The record is from RefSeq and is a predicted model, not a curated record. Lineage: Eukaryota; Metazoa; Arthropoda; Branchiopoda; Diplostraca; Daphniidae.